Danio aesculapii is the source of this 1285-nucleotide messenger RNA. RefSeq lists its product as uncharacterized. The record is from RefSeq and is a predicted model, not a curated record. NCBI's taxonomy places the organism in Eukaryota, Metazoa, Chordata, Actinopteri, Cypriniformes, Danionidae. The coding region runs from base 215 to 865 and encodes 216 amino acids. The transcript is spliced from 4 exons.
CGUAUCAGCUGACAUACAUAAAGGCGAGGAGACAUGGAACGCGGUUUCUCUCUUGCAGGACCAUCUUCUAAUCCUCGUAAACGGCAGGUGCGAUUUUCAGCACGCCAUGACAUCCUGCUCCUUCGUGAAGUGAUAGCACAGAAUCCUUUCACUUCUAAAGAGUCAGGCAGGAUCUGGGCAAGGGUUGGUGAAAUUAUUACUGCAACCCUACAGGAUGAGAACUUUGAAGUGGAUGGACGGAGAUGCAGAGAGAGGACCAUGCUGCUACUUGAUUAUUAUAAAAAACAGGACUUUGCUAGUCUGCGCAGGGCCUGAUUUGUUGGUAUACAGGUUUGGUACGGAGCGCCUCUAUGCACAAAAAGAAGACCUGUUGCAUGAAGUCCUAGAGUUGGAGGCAGAGAAGAACCUUCUGACAAGUGGAGAAAGUAAAUACCAUGAUGAAGAGCUCAGAAAGAGAGCAUUGGAGGAAUUAUCAUUGCCAGAGCCUGACAAAACAGCUGCAUUGUCAGUUACAACAGCUCCACCAACUGUUGUAGCAAGUCCAGAACCUGAAGAGCAGGAGGAGGCAGAGCUUACAGCUCCAACAGCCAAACGGCCAUGUCAGUGCUGCUGCCAGACCUACUCAGAGAUCCUGAGCUUCCUGGAAAAACGCUUUGAAGCAGAACAGAGUCUGCGAGAGGAAGAGAUGGCAUUGAGAAGAGAGGAACUAGAAAUCCAGAGGAGUAAAAUUGCACUGGAUCGGGAGCGUCUUGGAGCAGAGAGAAAAGAACGGGAACGUCGGUUUGAGCUGGAGAGUCAGGAAAGGCAGGUCAUAUUAGAUUUGUUGAAAGAAAAGGUCUUAAAGAGCGAACGGAACUCUGACUAAAAUUAGAUGUUUUUAUUUUCAACAACUGAUUUUGAACUCUCCUUUUAACUAAUGCAAUGUUUUUGAUUUACCUGAUUGAUUUGGUCCCCUAUAUUAAAUAUGAAUCCAUUAUAUUACAGUUGUCGUUGCAUUGAUACAAUGAGCAAAUGCCUGGCGAAAUGCUUGAAAUCUAAAGAUUAAUUUAACACUUAGGAUAGUUAAACAAAGGAAUGGCUUAAUUAUAGAUGUAAUAAUGGCAGCACCAGUUUAAAAGAGGCUUAUAGAAAAUAUAACUUUCUGGAUUGAGAGCAAGUAGCACUACUGUGUCAUUACUCAUAGAUUGAUUGAACUGAACUGUCCUAGGACAUAACUGAUAUAUUGUUCCUUCUCAGAACAGGUAUGUUACACUGAGCUUGCAAAUAAAUAUUAACUGACCUACAA